Psammomys obesus (fat sand rat) is the source of this 4511-nucleotide messenger RNA. It is a transcript of the gene Entrep2, whose product is annotated as endosomal transmembrane epsin interactor 2. The record is from RefSeq and is a predicted model, not a curated record. Gene Ontology annotation, cellular component: membrane. The transcript is spliced from 10 exons. NCBI's taxonomy places the organism in Eukaryota, Metazoa, Chordata, Mammalia, Rodentia, Muridae. The coding region runs from base 26 to 1573 and encodes 515 amino acids.
GCGCGGAGAGAGCUCCCGGGACGCGAUGCCUCCGGCCGGCGGCCCCCGCACGCCGCGCCCGCACGCGCUGCCCCGCAGCCUGUCCCGCCUGCGCGAGUGCCCGGGUCGUUCCCGCAUCGUACUGGCUCUCGGGGCCACGCAGAUGGCGCUCGGAUGCCUCAUCGUGGCCGUGAGCUUCGCGGCGCUGGCGCUCACCACCUCGGCCCGCGUGCGCCACUCCUGCCCUUUCUGGGCCGGCUUCUCGGUGCUGUUGUCUGGACUCAUUGGUGUUGUCUCCUGGAAGAGGCCUCUGUCACUUGUGAUCACCUUCUUCAUGCUGCUAUCUGCAGUGUGUGUGAUGCUCAACCUGGCUGGCUCCAUCCUCUCCUGCCAGAACGCCCAGCUCGUCAGCUCCCUAGAAGGCUGCCAAUUGAUCAAGUUCGACAGCGUGGAGGUGUGUGUGUGCUGUGAGCUGCAGCACCACUCGUCCGGAUGCAGCAACCUCGGGGAGACGCUGAAGCUGAACCCCCUGCAGGAGAACUGUAAUGCUGUGAGGCUGACCUUGAAGGACCUCCUCUUCAGCGUAUGCGCCCUCAAUGUCCUCUCCACCAUCGUGUGCGCAUUGGCCACGGCCAUGUGCUGCAUGCAGAUGGUCUCUGCCGAUGUCCUGCAGAUGUUCUUCCCACAGAGGUCUCACUCCGCCAGUACUGCCUGUAUGACUCCCCACGGCACCAUUCUCCACCAGACCCUGGACUUUGAUGAAUUCAUUGCCCCCCUCCCGCCUCCGCCCUACUACCCUCCAGAAUACUCCUGCACGCCCACAGCAGAGGCCCACAGGGGCCUCCACCUGGACUUCGCUUCCUCUCCGUUCAGCACCCUGUACGAUGUGGCCAUCAACAGCCCUGGCAUGCUCUACCCUGCCGAGCUGCCCCCACCCUAUGAGGCUGUGGUCGGACAGACCCCCACCAGCCAGGUUGCAAGUGUUGAUCACCAGGUGAUUGACUCCAGUUCCGGGGACCCAAACACUGCUGCCGACUUCAGCACACCAGUGCCUGCCAGUAGCACGAGUCUCCCGACAUCAGAGGGUGCCACCUCACCGGGUCCAAGCCACCCAUCCCCUGAUGGCACUUUAGACACCCCGCCACCCCUUCUACCUGCUCCAGUUCCUCACCACAUGUCUCCAGAGGCAACCAGCUUGAGCACACAGGAGCAGCCAAGCCCAGGGCGUGUGGCCCGCUCAGCCAGCGACCCCACCUCCUGCACAUCUGGUAAAGCAGUCUCCACAUCAUGCCCAGCUGUGGCUGCCUGUCAGCACCAGCCCUCUUCAACUGGCGACCCAGACACCUGGAAAACGGACCAAGGGAACAAGCCAGGGACCUUACAGACCGUCUCCAAAGAGCGGCCGCACUCCUUAGUGGAGAGCAAGGCCUAUGCAGACACCAGGGUUUUGGUGGCUAAGUUUUUGGAACACUCACACUGCAGCCUCCCCUCGGAGGUGCGACACGUGGUGAGCACCAUCCGCUCAACGGCCCCCUCGGAGGAGCCCAGGGUGGAGGAGGCCAUCUUUGGUGCUGGCGUCCUGGACCAGCUUUGAAGCAGCUACCGGCCUGGAUGUGGACACUGAUGGGACCAGUGCCUGCAAGGUUCAGCCCUGAGGGAUACCACCACGCUUGAUAGAGAGAGCCCACUGGCCUGCUGGGCCAAGAGCAUCCAGGGGGUUCUCUGGUGGCCUGGGCAGAGAACUGUAACUAUUUCUCCCAUCAGUUGUCUUCCUGGGGACUGACUGUCCCCUGUCCCACCAACAAACAUCUCAGAGAUGUCUCUCUCUUCCCUUAGCGAGCUCUGGUUGCUUCAGGGGUAUAGCACCUUGAACUGAAGAAUGUGACAGGAAUACCAAUCCAGGGACAGGUGACACUUGUGGAACAUAAGGACACUGCAUCUGUUCUAAGUCAAGGCCUUUAACACAAAAUUCUCCUCAGUGCCCUGUUUCAGUUCAGUGUUAAGUGAGUAGAGGGUAGCAGCGGCAGGGGAGCCAUGUGGCCGGUAUUGCUCUGCAAUGAAACCUUUAUCAAAUUCAGACCAUUCGCUUCCUGUCAAAAGAAGGAGGUGAUUGCAGCACAGCCUGAGACUACCUUUUUGCCCACUGGGCUAACGUGCAAAUAAAUCCACAAUGAAAGCUCUUCCUAGGCACCCGUGGGAAGCAAGCAGUUGAAUGCCCACCUCCUUGUGUCCCGGGCCUCCUCACUAGGCCUCUGUAUGUGGACUGUUAUUCCUACUUCCUCCCGGGCCCCUCCCCAAUGCUCUCCCAUCUUCCAACCACAGCUAAUAAUAGUUGCUACUUGUGUCUUAGCCAAAAUGCUCCCCUCCUUAUAUAAGCCCUGGAGGGCUUCCCCUUGUAUCUGAGCUCACCCAGUGGUGAGGAAGUCCGGGUGAGGAAGCUGUGGUCUCUGCUCUGUGUGCACCUUCAGCUAAGGUAUGCCUCUCCCUUCUCAACUCACUAGGCACACCUACACUGAAGGAUGCAGGAGGCCAGCCAUUUUAUUUCUGAGAGAAGGCCAGUGGUGGAACAUGCAGGAGCAAGGCAAAUCCAGGUGGGGCACCACAGGCGGCCUUGGGCGAAAUGGCCACCCCAGACUUUCUUGGCUGGUCAGACCUCACUUUCUAGCCAGAUCGACAGCAACCACUUCUCCGCAGUGGGUUUGGAGCAGCACUGCCUGUAAGAACUUCCUGCAGAAAUGGAAAUGCAUGUGAGAUCACUGGACCCCAGCUGGCCCAUGGGCCUCAGAAUAGGCACAGGAGCUGUAAGUCUAUGGGAAGUGCCAGGGUGGGCCUCCAGAGUGUGCCCACCACGUUCAGUGUCCAGCUGGCAGGCUUAGGCCACUCUUCUCUCUGUUCCGCCUGCCCUUGCCUGUCCUUCAGCCUUUACUCCUCCACACCAGCCCCGAACUCCCUGUAGCUAGUAUGUUGAGGACCUCUGUGUGUUUGGAAACUGUGGGAAACUCCCAGUGGCGGUCAGCUGUCCACGCCCUGAUGGCUUUCACAUUGCCGUAAGUUGUUGCCUUUCUGUGGUUAGAAAGCUGGAAAGUAUAACCCAGGCAUUUGGCAGCAUCCUUGCCUCUUCCUCGGGAGAUGUGGAGAGAUGAAAUUCUGAGCACUUUAUUCAGACUAUAAAAUUCUCUAAUUUUCCUCCAAGUGAGGACUUUGAAAAUCCCCAGAGUCGAUCCCUUACAUGUAGAAUGGCCUCCCUGAGCCUCUAAGCAUGAAAUACUCUCAUAGCUUGGGACUGGGUGCUGGGCAUUUCCAUCACCUCAAAGAUGACGGAAAGCGAGGCAGCUGGGUGUCACCUGAUUGGAGGGUCCAUGCUGGGCGUAAACACUUGUGGAUCUCAGAACAAGCUGUGGCUCAAGAGAAGCCAGGACCCCUACCCGACUGACCCAAGCCCUGGGGUAUUCCCAUGGUGCGGCCAGGGUGACCGGUGUCCGCACACAGUACAGGCCUCUGUGGCCCUCACGCUGCUUCUCUGCAGCAGACUCUCAUCUGUCAUGUGACACGCCUGCCUCAAGCUGCACCUCCCCUUAGGUGCCGACCACCACCACCACCCGGAAGGCCUGAGUCCCAGACAUUCUCAAGAAGGCGGUAUGCACAAAACACUCUAGCCUGGUUAUGAGAAGGCUCUUUUUAACAGGUUUAUAUUAUAGAUAAAGAAACUAAAGCAAUUCAUGCCACGGCUGGGCAAGAACCUCUGCCUCCCAAAGCCAGGCUGUCAGGUGACAGGUCAGUCUCUGUUCACCUUUUCAGGGCCCUGGGUGGCCCAUGUGGGCACUAGAAAUGCCCAAGCACCAGGAUUCCAGGGAGUCAGAGGUUUUGGUUACAGACACUAGACAGUGUUCUUGCAAUCUGACUAGUCUCUUCUGGGUCUCUUGGCUCUGCCUCAGUGGUGAGAUAGUACUAGGAACCCCAGGCAGAAUGUGGGUCCCCUGCUGAAGCAGAAACUGCCUUCCUCCCCACUGCUUGCACACCCUUCCGUUUUGGAAGGCUUGGCCCUGCUCCUUUUGCUGAGAGCUGACCUGGGCCCAACAGUGAUCAUUUGGGAGGGGAUUGCUCUCAUUCCGGGCUUGCCAGGCCCUGGGCCCCCAGCCAAAAAACAAAUGCCAGCACCUUCUAGAACAUCCUUCAACUCUGCUGGGGGCAGGAAGAUGCUGAUGCGAACCCACUGUGGGCAGCAAUUCCACUGUAAGGUGGAUGGCUCCAUGUCAAGGACUUAAGGUCUCCUUCCCAGGGAAGCCAUGAUAAAAUUUGAAAUGCUUGCAGCCAACCCUGGAACAGAAAGCUCAUUUUGGAUCUUCUUCCCCAUCUCCACCCCCAUCCCCAACCCCUUCUGCUGCAUUAGCUCCCAGAUGCCGCUGAGGCAGAAUUUAUAGGAAAUCGUUUUCAGGCCACCAGAGACCUGUUUGUACAACUUGAAAGGUUGUAUUUAUUUAAUGUACCUCAAGGUGUUUUAAUAAUGAUCAGUGUUUUAAUAAAAAGUAUUU